Brassica rapa (field mustard) is the source of this 2045-nucleotide messenger RNA. RefSeq names its product expansin-A12 (gene EXPA12). NCBI's taxonomy places the organism in Eukaryota, Viridiplantae, Streptophyta, Magnoliopsida, Brassicales, Brassicaceae. Gene Ontology annotation, biological process: plant-type cell wall organization. Gene Ontology annotation, cellular component: extracellular region. The record is from RefSeq and is a predicted model, not a curated record.
UCACUUCUAAACUAAAACAUUUUCUUUCAAUCUCUCUUUGUCACAAUCAAGAAAAAUAUAAAAAUAUUGAUAUGGGAAUGAAGGGGAAAUACUUGGUAACGAUUAUUCUACUGGUUAGUACGUUAAGCGUGGGGAUGUGUUCUAAUCGUUGGAUUAGGGCUCAUGCAACGUUUUAUGGUGUUAAUGAUAGCCCUGCUUCACUUGGCGGAGCUUGUGGGUAUGACAAUCCAUACCACGCCGGAUUCGGAGCCCAUACGGCGGCGCUAAGCGGUGCACUAUUCAAAAGCGGCGAGUCAUGCGGUGGGUGUUACCAAGUGAGGUGCGACUAUCGUGCGGAUCCUAAGUGGUGUCUCCGAGGAGCCGCCGUUACGGUGACGGCUACAAACUUUUGUCCGUCGAACAAUAACGGAGGUUGGUGCAAUCUUCCUCGCCACCAUUUUGACAUGUCCAUGCCCGCUUUCUUCCGCAUCGCCCGUCGCGGCAACGAAGGCAUCGUCCCCGUCUUCUACCGCCGGGUGGGAUGCAGAAGAAGAGGAGGUGUAAGGUUCACGAUGAGAGGUCAAGGUAAUUUCAAUAUGGUAAUACUCUCAAACGUUGGCGGCAGCGGCGCGGUGAAAGCCGUUGCGGUGAGAGGCUCAAGGGGAAAGACUUGGCGUCAGAUGACUCGUAACUGGGGUGCCAACUGGCAAAGCUCCGGCGAUCUUCGGGGACAGAGGCUCUCCUUUAGAGUUAAUCUCCUUGACCGCAAAACCAUGACGUUUUUAAAUGUGGUUCCUUCUUCUUGGUGGUUCGGUCAAACCUUCUCUUCUCGAGGCCAGUUUCACUGAGUACAACUCUUGAUACAAUUACGAAGUCUUGCUUGCUCUUCCAUCUUUGUGGGGCUAAUUUUCAACUCUUUGCUUAUUUAUGAACUUUGUCCUUUGUUUUUUUGGGGGGCAAUGUUCCUUUGAUUUUAUUUAUUUACUAAUAAAAAUUCCAUAUUUAAUUAUUUUUAUUCAAGUGGUUUCUCAUUUAUGUAUGAGCAUUACUGGAUGGUCUAUGAGAAUUCUGAUGAAUCUUUAUUAAUGGAAAUAAACUUUUUAAUUUUAUUUUUUGUCACAGCAUUUCUAAUUAGUUUCCAAUAUUAUUACAGAAGUCAACUAUUUACAAUUAGAUAGCUUAACCAAAACAAUUGAGAAGAGCAAGUAAAUAUAAUAUGAUCAAGAAAUCCACAUGUUAUUUAUUGUCACUUGUCAGUACAGUCUACCGUAACUGGAAACAACUCUUUUGCUAUAAAAAGAUAGAUAGAUAAAAAUAUCAUACAUAGAUGAAUAAAUAUACAAUAAGUAUUUUGGAAAAAGCAAGGAGCCCAUGCUUUUCAGUUUUCUGAUACCUUUUUGUUAUAUUCUCGAAGAGUUGGAUUUUCAAAUACAGAAUUAUACCCCAGAAUUAAUAAUGGUGAUUGUUGUUAUACUUAAAAGUCAGUAAAACCAGCCUUUUUAUUUUCCUCCUCUGCAAGUUUUCUAAGAGAUUGAUUACAAAUUAAUUAAAAAACUACAAAACUCAUAAUUUUGAAUGUGUAACCCACAUCCACUUAUAAUUCUAUUAUCAUCAGAUUAACAUAAGCUAAAAUAAUCUAUUAAUUAAAUAAAACCAAAUUUCUAUAAGUUAUACACAUAACUUUAUUUUGCUAUCAACGAAUUUCUAUAAGUUUUGUUUUAAAUCUAUACACAAAAAGCAGAAGAACAAAGAAUUUAAAAUGGGUAAUACAUUAAGGAAGGAAUUAAAAAAUGGUAAAAAACACUCGAAGCCCAUGAGAACCAGAGAUGGAUUCUUUUCAGUUUUCAUGUUCCACGGAUGAUAUAUAAUUGAACAGUACCAUUAAAUGUCAUCUUUUACCAAAAAGAAAUCACUUUAAAUAACGAAAAGACAUUAAUACCCUUCCAAUGCUUUCACACUCUUCUUGAACAAAACACAGAGAAAAGAGAGAGAAGACACUCUUUUAGUCUUUAGCAAAAGGCUCCUCCUCUGUGUUGUUCUUGAGGGUUUUCAGACAGUGAAAGAGA